Molecule: messenger RNA, 385 nt
Organism: Rhizopus microsporus ATCC 52813
Lineage: Eukaryota; Fungi; Mucoromycota; Mucoromycetes; Mucorales; Rhizopodaceae
Exons: 2
Coding region: 44-334 (96 amino acids)
Source: RefSeq, a predicted model, not a curated record
UGAUAAAUUGUACAUAGUUCAUAUAUUACAUACAUCUUUACAUAUGAACGAUUCAACCAAUAAAAACGUGAAUACUGAGCAUUAUCCAAUCGGACAAGAUGCUUGGAAUCGUAGCAAAGAAUCAAGAGAACAUCCCGAACUUUAUUCUACUGGCUAUGGUACCGUAGAUCGUGAAUGGUCUAAUGAAGAAGAAGAGACAAAACCACAGAGCAAGUCAACAAAGCAAAGAAAGAGACCUGAGCGAUCUGAAUCCAAAGAAGGCUUUGGACAUACUGUACCUCAUCAACCUUCACCAAGAUCCGUCAAAAGGGAUUUGGAUAAUAUUGGCGCAUGAAAAAUAAAAAACAUCGUUUGAUUUUUGAACAUCCGAUAAAUAUCAUGCAAC